This is a messenger RNA of Rotaria sordida, 780 nucleotides long. The record is from the annotation of a GenBank genome assembly. NCBI's taxonomy places the organism in Eukaryota, Metazoa, Rotifera, Eurotatoria, Philodinida, Philodinidae.
AUGCUACAUUUAGAAAAACUUACAUUAUCUCUUCGUAUUCGUGAUCGAAAUACAUUCAUCGAUGGAAAUUAUUUGCAUAAAUAUAUAGUCAGUCAAAUGUCACAUUUACAUACAUUUAUCUUUGAUAUUGUUACCGAAAAUGUCAUGGGUAAUCAACUACUUAGACCUUCUGUUGAUGAUAUUCGACGCACGUUCAUUGAAAAAGGACAUUGUGUUGAUUGUUACAUCGACUAUCAUUAUAAUAGUAUAGGUCGAUGUCAUGUUUAUUCACUUCCAUUCAAUAUGGAACGUAUAUAUAACAUUACGCAUAAGUUUCCUGGUGGUAUGUUUAUGAAUGUUCGUGUUUUGUGUGUAUUCGACUACGAUCGUCCUUUUGAACACGAUUAUUUUGUUAAAAUCUCACGUUCAUUUCCAUUACUUUGUCAUCUGAGAAUCAUCAAUAAAAUGCCACAAAAUGAUAAAUGGCCACGACAAUUAAUGAAACCUGAAGAAGCAUUCUUAAUAAUUGAAUAUAUGCAUCUCGUCCAACUUAGUUGUAUUGGUGCACAUGUUGACUAUGUAGAACAAUUUCUUUGCAACUUGAAUACACGUCUACCUUGUCUUAGUGAACUUCAUGUUAACUAUGAACAUUUAGUAACCGUUACAGAGAAUUUUACAAGAAAUGCAACACGUAUGAAUUGUUCAAAAUUGGAACAUAUUACUUUUCCUCGUAAAACAGGAAUAGUUCGUUCGAAAAACUUUUAUCUCUAUUUUCCUUUAUUGUAUCACGAGGAAAUGUAA